This is a messenger RNA of Gekko japonicus, 795 nucleotides long. Its product is annotated as sushi, nidogen and EGF-like domain-containing protein 1. NCBI's taxonomy places the organism in Eukaryota, Metazoa, Chordata, Lepidosauria, Squamata, Gekkonidae. The record is from RefSeq and is a predicted model, not a curated record. The transcript has 6 exons. Gene Ontology annotation, biological process: cell-matrix adhesion. The coding region runs from base 1 to 795 and encodes 264 amino acids.
AUGGAGACCUUCUGUGCUUUCCUCCUGCUGGCAGCAGGAUCAACCCUGACUUCUGCCCAGAAUCCAACAGGGUCCUUGAUGUAUCCUUAUGGGACAUCUCAAGGAGACAGAAAGAAUGACAAGAUAGAUGACGGAUCUUCUGCUGAGAUCACCAUUUCAACUCCUUUCACCUUUUAUGGCAAGCCAUACCGCUCUCUCUAUGUAAACAACAACGGUGUGGUCUCGUUUGGUGUGAGAGUCGCACAGUACACACCUGACCCUUUCCCGCUGAGUGGUGGGUCACCCUUUGUGGCUCCAUACUGGGCCGAUGUCGACAAUCGGAAAGGUGGGGAUAUUUUCUGGAGGCAAUCUCAGGAUCCCAGCUUGCUUAGGUGCUGCACCGAAGACAUCAAUAAGUACUUCCCUGGUGUCCCAUUCACUGCCGUCUGGGCCUUCGUUGCUACCUGGGACCGUGUGUAUUAUUAUGGGUCUACUUCAAGCAAGGUCAACACCUUCCAGGCUGUCUUGACAACCAACAGGCAAAUCUCCUUCAUCGUGUUAAAUUACAGUAGCAUUCAGUGGACCACAGGGACAGCAAGUGGUGGGAAUGCAGCUACGGGCCUUGGUGGAACCCCAGCGCAGGCUGGAUUUGACAGUGGAGACAAAAAAAAUUACUACAACAUCCCUUCUUCCCGCACUGCUGAUAUCAUCAAUAUCGGGAGGACCACUAACGUGGGUGUGCCAGGGCGAUGGGUUUUCCAGGUGGAUGAAUUUGUGGUUCCAGCCCCCACGGAGAGUGUUGACUGCGCACUGUGA